AAUCAAUCAAUGAAAAAGAAAAAGAAAAAGCAGAGAUAAAUAAGGAACGACCUUCCGCGCAAUUCUCACUUUCUCUCUCUCUCUGGUUCUUCUAGCUCUCUAUCUUUCGGUUCUCGACCUUUUGUAGCUGAUCCGAUCACAAAGGAAAAAGGUUUUCUGACUUGUUGUAGAGAGAGAGAUAUGGGUCGUGGAGUCAGCUGCGGAGGUGGACAGAGUUCCCUUGGGUACUUGUUUGGAAAUGGCGAGGUUCCUCCUCCUCAGCAACCGACUGUCAACAAUGAACCACCCGCUUCUCCUGAAGAGCCGGCUGUAAACAAGCAGGUUCCUUCAGAUCCUCAGAAUGGGGGGGAUGCUAUUAAGCAGAUUCCUGCAGGUGUCAACAGCUCUGCAAAAAAUAACUACUUCAGGGCUGAAGGACAGAACUGUGGCAAUUUUCUCACUGAUCGUCCCACAACUAAGGUCCAUGCUGCACCUGGGGGCGGAUCAUCUUUGGAUUACCUCUUUGGUGGUGCUGGUGGUAGCAAAAACAGUGGCGGGGGAAAUUGAACGUCCUACUAUUAGCAUGAGUACAUCUGAAUGCAUUUAAACUUGUAGUGGGAGAAGUUUCUUUUAAUGUUUGCUUGAUUCACCCAAUAAGUAUGGGAGGUUAAGCUUUGUGAAUUUCAUUCUCUGACGCAUCUCUGUUCUUUGGUUUGUAUGGUCGUUGAAGCCUGUGUUGUUGCCUCUAUUUUAUUUUUCAUUUUUUUAAUACCCCAAGAAAGGUUACUAAGCUUUGCCUAUGAUAAAAUUUGUUUCUUCUUUUUCAA
Molecule: messenger RNA, 806 nt
Organism: Impatiens glandulifera
Lineage: Eukaryota; Viridiplantae; Streptophyta; Magnoliopsida; Ericales; Balsaminaceae
Product: protein SPIRAL1-like 3
Exons: 3
Coding region: 181-546 (121 amino acids)
Biological process (GO): cortical microtubule organization
Cellular component (GO): cortical microtubule, transverse to long axis
Source: RefSeq, a predicted model, not a curated record